Messenger RNA from Calypte anna (Anna's hummingbird), 1226 nucleotides. It is a transcript of the gene PPCS, whose product is annotated as phosphopantothenoylcysteine synthetase. Gene Ontology annotation, biological process: coenzyme A biosynthetic process. The transcript has 3 exons. Gene Ontology annotation, cellular component: cytoplasm; nucleus. Gene Ontology annotation, molecular function: phosphopantothenate--cysteine ligase activity. Lineage: Eukaryota; Metazoa; Chordata; Aves; Apodiformes; Trochilidae. The record is from RefSeq and is a predicted model, not a curated record. The annotation marks the transcript as partial.
GGUCGUCUCAAGAUGGCGGCGGCCGGGGCGGAGGAGCGCGUGCGGGCCUGGGCGGCGGGGCAGGCGGCGCGCGGCCGGCGCGUGGCGCUGGUGACGUCAGGGGGGACCCAGGUGCCGCUGGAGACGCGCGCAGUGCGGUUCCUGGAGAACUUCAGCAGCGGGAGGCGCGGAGCCGCCUCUGCGGAGCGCCUGGCGGCGGCGGGGUACGCGGUCUGCUUCCUGCACAGAGCCCGAUCCGCCUUCCCCUGGGCACGGGUCCUGCCCCCCGCCGGGCCCGCGCUGCUCGAUGUGUUCCGACUCAAUCCCGGCCCCCCCGCCGCCGUCACCGCCGAUCCCGCCGCUCUCCCCGCACUCCUGCCCGCACUCCGGCAGUACCGGCGCGCUGUGGAGGAGGGGUUGUUGCUCUCCAUCGAGUUCACCGGGCUGGAGGAGUAUCUGGAGCUGCUGAAGGCUGCUGCCCGCGCGUUGGCGCCUUUAGGUUCUAGUGUCAUGUUUUACCUGGCUGCUGCUGUCUCAGAUUUCUACAUCCCUGCCUCCGAGAUGCCUGAGCACAAGAUCCAGUCCUCAGAGGGACCCCUGCAGAUCACCAUGAGGAUGGUGCCCAAAAUGCUUUCUCCUCUGGUCAAAGAGUGGGCCCCGGAGGCCUUUGUCAUUUCCUUCAAACUGGAAACAGAUCCCUUGAUCCUGAUGGAUAAAUCCCGGCAGGCACUGGAGAAAUACAGGCACCAGGUGGUGGUGGCAAAUGUCCUGGAGUCCAGGAGAACCUCUGUCAUCAUUGUCACCAGAGACUCACAGACUCCCUUAGCACUUUCUGAAGAGGAAAUAGCUCAAGGCAUGGAAAUAGAGGAAAAAAUAGUGAGUUACCUUCAGGGCCUGCAUGCUGCCUUUAUAGAGAAGAAAUUCUGAGGAGCAGCUGGGAAUGGAACAAGUGGAAUUGUCCUAGAGAAGGGGGAAGUGGAACUGGAAGAGAUUCUCCAUCCCAGGUAACUCAGUGAGAAGCUGUGGGACAGGGCUGCCCUCCUGGGACAAACAUUUCCCCAGCUCAGCAAUGAGUUCUGCUUCUUGCCUUGAAAAAAAGAGAAAAUACAACAAAAUGAAACUAUUCCAAAGGAUGAUCCUUGUUCUGGUGGCUAAGGAAGCAAAGGAUACAUUGCUUUGUUUCUGUCCCAUGGGCUGGGAGUCCUGGGAGGUGGAGAAAUUAUCUGUCUGUAUAUAAAAGAUUUCCU